GCCAAUCCCAUAUCGUACCGCCCCGCCGCAUGCUGUAGCUGCAGCAGGAAAUCUAAAAUCAUAAGCCUCAUAUAGGCCUCAUAGCCCGUCCCAAUGUCCUCGCCUUGGGGGUUCUCUCUCUCUUUUGAUAUUCUCGCUAGAGUAGGUAGAAAACACCCAGGGACGUGUUCUGAAAACUCCAAUCUUGAAUAUGGUGGCCCGAAGCUUGCUCGCUCUCUGCCUCGCGGCCGUUGCUGCAGCACACGGCGAUCACGGCGAGCAGAAGAUCAUAGCCGGCCCCCUCCAGUCGCUGUGGUACAACAGGCUGCCCGGAGACGGAGGCACCCAGGCUGAUUCCGUCUUCUCUGGAAUAUCAACCUUUGGCCGCCUCCCUUACUUGCCAUGCCUCUCGCACAAGGAUAUCACAUACGACAUUGCCUUCAUUGGCGCCCCGUUUGACACGGGCACGUCAUACAGGCCAGGUGCCCGGUUCGGCCCUUCGGGAAUCCGGCAGGGGUCCCGGCGUCUCAACCUCUACGGAGGGUACAACGUGCCCCUCGAGACGAACCCUUUCAACAGCUGGGCCACUGUCAUCGACUGUGGCGACAUUCCGGUGACCUCGUACGACAAUACGUAUGCGCUCCACCAGAUCGAAGAGGGCCACUACAGCAUCCUGUCGAGAUCGCCCGCUACGGACGCGGACAAGAAGGGCCCCUCGCUGCAGGGCAAGACGCUGCCUAGGGUCAUCACGCUCGGCGGAGACCACACCAUCACGCUCCCGCUGCUGCGGUCCAUCAACCGCGCGUACGGCCCGGUUACGGUGAUUCAUUUCGACAGCCAUCUUGACACAUGGCGGCCCAAGGUGUUCGGCGGCUCGCCGUCCGAGGUGGCCAGCGUCAACCACGGCACGUACUUCUACCACGCGGCGCAGGAGGGGCUGCUGCGCAACGACUCCAACAUCCACGCGGGCAUCCGCACGACGCUCAGCGGACCCAGCGACUACGAGAACGACGGGUACUGUGGCUUCGAGAUUGUCGAGGCCCGCGAGAUCGACACCAUCGGCACCGACGGCAUCAUCAAGAAGAUCCGCGACCGCGUCGGCACCGAGAAUCCCGUCUACCUGUCGCUCGACAUUGACACGCUGGACCCGGCCUUUGCCCCGGCAACCGGCACCCCUGAGACUGGCGGCUGGUCGACGCGAGAGCUCCGGACGAUCCUGAGAGGGCUCGACGGCAUCAAUCUGGUUGCGGCUGACAUUGUCGAGGUUGCCCCCGCAUACGACACCAACGCCGAGCUCACGACCAUGGCCGCCGCCGACGCCCUGUACGAAAUCAUGAGUAUCAUGGUCAAGAAGGGACCCCUCAGCGGGCUUGAGGUUGAGGCCGGCGAUGAUCUCUAGGAUAGCUGGCAGGCAAGUAGGCAAUAAAUGAGCGGGCGAGCUGGUCGGUUGGGACUGGCGACAAGGAUUUUUUCACGUGCGGACGUGGGAAAGGCGGGUUUUGUGUCUUCCUGUGUAGGCGGUUUGCAAAUAUCGCUUUUUACUCGAGGCUUUGAGAGCGAGUUCGCGUGAUUCUCAAGGUAUUUGCGGAGUGUGGAGGUAGUCAUGAGGUUUGAGUGGU
Molecule: messenger RNA, 1598 nt
Organism: Lasiosphaeria miniovina
Lineage: Eukaryota; Fungi; Ascomycota; Sordariomycetes; Sordariales; Lasiosphaeriaceae
Product: arginase family-domain-containing protein
Exons: 9
Coding region: 191-1378 (395 amino acids)
Molecular function (GO): agmatinase activity; metal ion binding
Source: RefSeq, a predicted model, not a curated record